UUAUAGCGGGACUGUGGCGGGCAUUCUGACACUGGGGGAACUGACUAUCUGCCACUGACAUCCCCUGUGACACUAAUACAGUGAUCAGUGCUAAUAAAAAGCACUGACACUGUACUAAUGACACGGGGCAGGAAAGGGUUAACAUCUGGGGCGAUCAAAGAGUUAACUGGGUGCUGUGUGCUUUAUACUAUGUGUGCUGUGUGUGUUUUACUAUGUAAGCAUGCUGCUUUAUUUUGCUCUGCUAUGCAGAGCAAUACAAAACAGCAUGCUGAUGCUGAUAGGGGAGAGAUCUGUUUACAUGCAGACCUCUCUCCUAAAUGCAAAAUC
Messenger RNA from Staurois parvus, 327 nucleotides. NCBI's taxonomy places the organism in Eukaryota, Metazoa, Chordata, Amphibia, Anura, Ranidae. The record is from the annotation of a GenBank genome assembly.